AUGAGUAAACGAGCAAGAGAGGAUUUUAGUGAAUAUGAAAAUUCACAUUCCAACAAAAUAACAAAAAACGAAUCUUUAGGAAAUGAUAAGAAAUCAUUAUUUCCAGACGAAAUUUACCAUGAAAUAAUUUCCUUCCUCGAUGACAAAUUCAAAAUUUUAACUUGUUCUUUAAUUUCAAAACAAGUUUUCAAUGUUAUUCGAAAAUAUUCGAAACUUAUCCUCCGCUUUUGCAGACCGAUUGAAUCAAAUGAAAAAAUGAUGAAUAAUCAAUUUUUAGAAAAUAUUGUGGAAUUGAGAAUCAGCACAAUAAUGCUAAAUGCCAAAGUUUUGGCAAAUAUUUUGGAAUCUUUCAAGUUUAUGACACAAUUGACUUCAUUGGAAAUUCCUAAUGUGGAUUUGGGGGAAAUUAGUGAAAGUUACUUUCAUGUCAAGGAUAUUCCUAAAGCAGGUAUAAUAUUCUGUCAAGCAAUUAGUCAAUUAACCAAUUUACAAAAGCUAAAUGUUAACAAUUGUAAAAUUGGAAAUUUAGGAGUUCAAUUUAUUACUCAAUUAGGAAAUUUAAUGGAGCUCAGUGUUAUCAAUACAGGAAUGGAUGCCAAGGGAUUGAACUUAAUUGCUACCCGAUUGAAAAAUUUAACCAAGUUGCAGUUUAAUGGAACAGUGCAACAUGUUACAUCACUGUCAAACAUGAAACAAUUGACAUCUCUUAGUAUGGGAUUUGAUGUCGAUGUAGAUGUGAAGGGUGCUAAAGCAAUUAGUGAAAUGAAUAAUUUGACAAAUCUUAGUUUGAACACCAAUGAUGAAGGUCUUGAAGAAAUUUGUAAAAUGACACAAUUGACCAGUUUAAAAGUUUGUGGAUUUUAUUUAACAACUUUAGGAUUGAAGUUUCUACCUCGAUUGAAAAAAUUAAGAAAACUAAAUCUUAAUGAUCAUGAAGAUUUUGGCAAUGAAGGUGCCAAAUUAAUAAGUGAACUUGAUCAACUGACAAGUCUAGAAAUUAAUGAUAUAGGAAUUGAUAAAAAAGGAGCCAAGUUUAUUACCAAUUUGAAACAAUUAACAAGCCUAACCAUUUCUAAUAACCCAAUAUUCAAUGAAGGAGUUAAAUAUCUUACAGAAUUGCCACAAUUGACCAAUCUCAAUGCACGUUUUACUAAAAUAGACAACGAAGGAGUCAAGUAUUUGAGUGAAAUGGCCAAUUUGAAAAUUCUAAAUAUCAAACGAAACUAUGUACAAGAUUUAGGAGUUGAAUCAAUUUGUGGAAUGAAAAAUUUAACUGAAUUAGAUAUUGAACAGAAUGAGAUUUCGGAAGAAGGUGUUGCAAAACUCAAAGAAAUGAAACAAUUGAAAGUGUUAAAAAAGGCGGAUCAACGAGCUUCAAAAGAAUGA
Messenger RNA from Naegleria gruberi, 1386 nucleotides. RefSeq lists its product as uncharacterized. The record is from RefSeq and is a predicted model, not a curated record. The coding region runs from base 1 to 1386 and encodes 461 amino acids. The transcript has a single exon. Gene Ontology annotation, molecular function: protein binding. NCBI's taxonomy places the organism in Eukaryota, Heterolobosea, Eutetramitea, Acrasida, Naegleriidae.